Molecule: messenger RNA, 1791 nt
Organism: Aspergillus versicolor CBS 583.65
Lineage: Eukaryota; Fungi; Ascomycota; Eurotiomycetes; Eurotiales; Aspergillaceae
Exons: 5
Coding region: 1-1791 (596 amino acids)
Biological process (GO): carbohydrate metabolic process
Molecular function (GO): isomerase activity; carbohydrate binding
Source: RefSeq, a predicted model, not a curated record
AUGUCCCCAACAACCAUAAGUGAUAUCCAGCCACCAGUCGCUGCGCCUACCAAGUCUGUUGCUUCUACUGUGAACAAUCGGGUUGAGAAGCCACCGCAGGUCCAAGUUCUCGGUAAGACAAAGAGCGGCAAGACAUUGAAAAUCCGCAGCUAUCCCAACUUCGACAACCUGGAAGAUGAGCGACUAUAUCGCAAGCAGCACCUGGCCGCAGCAUUCCGCAUAUUUGCAGACCGUGGAUUCGACGAGGGUGUUGCAGGGCACAUCUCCGUCCGCGAUCCCAUCUUGACUGAUCACUUCUGGAUAAAUCCCCUCUCUGCCCACUUCUCCCUUAUAAAGGUGUCUGACCUUGUACUUGUCGAUGAAGAUGGUAAUGUCGUUGAGGGCGAUGAACCAGUUAACCUCCCCGCCUUCGCCAUCCAUUCUGAAAUCCACAAGGCCCGACCGGACGUUAACGCCGCAUGCCAUGCACAUAGCGUUGCCGGGAAGGCAUUUUCAUGCUUCGGGCGUGAGCUAGAGAUGAUCACUCAAGACUCGCUGCGCUUCUACAAGAGUCAUGCUGUCUACCGCGAGUUCCGAGGUGUGAUCUUAGACGGUGAGGAAGGGAAGCGUAUUGCCGCGGCGUUGGGAGAUGGAAAGGCGGCAAUUCUCCAGAAUCAUGGGCUUUUGACUGUUGGACAGAGUGUAGACGAGGCCGCGUUUUGGUUUAUUAGCCUUGAUAAGACUUGCCACGCGCAGCUGUUGGCUGAUGCGGCGGCCGCGGGGGGCUUUAAGAAGAUUUUCAUCGACGAGGAAGAAGCGGCAUAUUCCGCACCGCAGGUUGCCGGAAUGGACCGUUCUAACAAGCCCGCCGCCAUCGGUGUUACCGCAACCCCGCCCCAACCCACAAUCUCCCUUGCCAACAACGUCGUCCAGGCCAACUUGCCCUCCGGCGAAUCCGUUACCGUCAACCUCCACGGCGCGACAGUGACAUCCUGGAAAACAUCCAACGGCACAGAACAGCUAUGGCUCAGUGAAGCUGCUACACUAGACGGAUCGAAACCGAUCCGAGGUGGAAUCCCCGUUGUAUUCCCUGUAUUCGGACCCCCACCCCCAAACCACGCCACGUCUGCCCUCCCACAGCACGGCCUUGCGCGAUCUUCCCUUUGGGAAUUCCUCGGAAAGUCCUCCUCCGAGUCUUCCGGCAGCGCCGCCGCCGACGACACCGUGAAGCUGGACUUCGGGCUGUCUUCUGCAAUGCUCACACCCGACUUCCGAUCGAAAUGGCCGCAUGAGUUUGGACUAGUCUACAGCGUUACACUUUCGCCAGAGGGCUUGGGGACUUUGCUGCAGGUGCGGAACCAGGGAGAGCAGAGCUUUGAGUUCCAGGUGUUGCUGCAUACUUACUUUGGGAUUGAGGAUAUUUCUCAGCUUCACGUCAAGAACUUGCAGGGGAAGACAUACAUCGAUAAGGUGCAAAACGCGAGCUCUCAUACCGAAUCCGCCCCCUUUAUCCAGUUCACCUCUGAAACGGACCGCGUGUACAAGGACCUCGACCCCUCAGUUCCCCUCGUUAUCGCGUCUACUUCAUCAGGACAGGAGAAAGACCUUUUCAGCAUUACGCGCGAAGGGCUGAAUGAUGCCGUCGUAUGGAACCCCUGGAUUGAAAAGGCAAAGGGAAUGGGCGAUUUCAGCCCCGAUGAUGGAUACAAGAAGAUGGUUUGCGUGGAGCCGGGUGCUGUGAAUGGAUGGCAGACUUUGGAGGCUGGGGAGUCCUGGGAGGGUGGUCAAGUUAUUAAGAUUGGGGGUAACUAG